Messenger RNA from Chenopodium quinoa (quinoa), 988 nucleotides. RefSeq lists its product as uncharacterized. Lineage: Eukaryota; Viridiplantae; Streptophyta; Magnoliopsida; Caryophyllales; Amaranthaceae. The transcript has 2 exons. Bases 44 to 838 code for a protein of 264 amino acids. The record is from RefSeq and is a predicted model, not a curated record.
CUACAUUCUUAGUACUCGAACUUAUUUGCGUCGAGAAGAUGUCAUGGAGAAAUGCGAAAGUGAAUUCCCUGAUUGGUUUCAUCACAAGGUGAGAGAACAAAAACCAAGUUCCGAUGUGUUGCGAGCAUUGUCUAUGAGGCCUUUCAAGCGUGUUCGAACUUGGAACCAGAUAUUUGUCGGUGGCUUUAAUUUCCACACACAGUCCUAUGGCAAACAUAAAUAUACGUUGAAUUACGGGGUGUGUGUCUCAAUUGAGGACGGUGGAGAGUACUUUGGCAUUUUAAAUGACAUAAUUGAACUUGUCUACACCGGUCCUGAAAAAGAGUACAAGACUAUUCUGUUUAGUUGUAGUUGGAUGGAUUGUGGUAAAGGAAUGAACAUUCAUGAACAAUACAAGCUUGUCGAAGUAAAUCAUACUAAGAAGUAUCCCAAGUAUGAUCCAUUUGUCUUAUCUUACCAAGUGUCUCAAGUGUAUUAUGCAUCUUACCCUAGCCUUAAACGUGAUCGGGUUCAAUGGUGGGUUGUAUUUAGAACUCAAGCAAGGUUGGUGAUUGAUGCUCCGGUGGAUUUAGAGUUUUUGCAGGGUCCUUCCCCACAAGUACAUGCAACGCUUUGUCCACCAAAUGACAUUCCAGACUAUGAACUUGAUAGUGAUGAUGAUGAUGACGAUGGCUUUAUAAUCUCAAGCGAUGAAGAAGAAGAAGAAAGCAUUGGCUCCAGUGACAGUGACGAAGAAGAGGACAUCGAUGUAUUUUUAGAUGACACUAGUGAUAGUAAUAAUGAUAGUGAUAAUGAUAGUGGUAGUAGUGAUAAGAGUAAUGAAGAGGAGAAUAUGUAGUUACUCCUUUUACUAUUGUCUUCGAAUGUUUAGUUUUUAAUGACUACUCGGAUUUGUAAUAUUGCAUUACAUUUUUGGUCUCAUUUUAUUAUUUUAAUGUCUUAUGGAUCUAAUUGAUGAAUUUACAAUGUGCGAUUAUGGUACUAAUAA